AUGGAAGGUCUGGGCUACCGGUUGGCCAUUCCUGAUGUAAGGCUAGACGAGACCAAGUGUGGGGCUGAACAGGGUUUUGGGCAGGCUGGUGUUAGCAGAGGCAUCGAGGAGGUCCGUGUCGAUAUCAACCUGCUGAAGCCGAUACAAGUACAAGUUGACCCUGAGUUCCAGAGAGUGCGGUCCGAUGAGAAGGAGCAGAUUAAAGUUCUCAACAACAAAUUUGCAUCAUUCAUCGAAAAGGUUCAAUGUCUUGAGCGGCAGAACCAGGCUCUGAUGGCCAAAUGGGAACUUCUGCAGCAGCAAAGUGCCCGACCAGAAGAGAGCAGAAAUAUCACCUCUUUCUUCCAAUCCUACAUCAGCAGCCUGCAGAGGCAGCUAGAAACCCUCCAGGACCAGAAGGAGCAACUGGAUCCGGAAGCGUACAAUAUGCUUCAACUUGUUGAAGAUUAUAAAAAGAGAUUCGAGGAUGAGAUCAACAAGCGCGCGUCUAAAGAGGAGGAGUUUGUGGAGCUUAAAAAGGAACUGGACAGUGCCUACAUGGGAAAAAUGGAGUUUGAUGUUCGGGUGGAAAUACUGAAGCAGGAGCUUGAGUUCCUCAGAUGCUUACAUGAAGCUGAGCUGUCCCAGCUGCAAACAGUAGUUGGCAACACCAAUGUCAUUCUGUCCAUGGACGACGAUAGAGAUCUGAACCUGGAUGGCAUCGUCGAAGAAGUCAGGCAGGAGUACGAGACAAUUGCUCAGAGAAGCAAAGCUGAAGUAGAUGCCAUGUAUCAGGGCAGGUACCAGGACCUUCAGAACAUGUGGGUAAAUCAACGUGAGCAACUGAGGAACAGUUAUCAGGAAAUCCAGGAACUUACAAGGCAGAUCCAAAGACUACAAACAGAAAUUGAAAUUGCAAGGAAAAAGAAUGCCAGCCUCCAAGAAACCAUUAAACAUGCUGAGCAGCGUGGGAGCUCUGCCAUCGAAGACGGCCAGCAAAAACUUCAGGAGUUGGAAAAUGCCCUGCAGCAGGCCAAAGAUGAUCUCGCUCGCCUUGUUCAUGAUUAUCAGGAGCUCCUGAACACGAAAUUGGCCCUGGAUAUUGAAAUUGCCAUGUAUAGAUCACUCCUUGAGGAGGAGGAGACCAGGUAG
Molecule: messenger RNA, 1131 nt
Organism: Cariama cristata (Red-legged seriema)
Lineage: Eukaryota; Metazoa; Chordata; Aves; Cariamiformes; Cariamidae
Product: keratin, type II cytoskeletal 1-like
Exons: 8
Coding region: 1-1131 (376 amino acids)
Biological process (GO): intermediate filament organization; keratinization
Cellular component (GO): keratin filament
Molecular function (GO): structural constituent of skin epidermis
Source: RefSeq, a predicted model, not a curated record